Messenger RNA from Spirometra erinaceieuropaei, 882 nucleotides. The record is from the annotation of a GenBank genome assembly. NCBI's taxonomy places the organism in Eukaryota, Metazoa, Platyhelminthes, Cestoda, Diphyllobothriidea, Diphyllobothriidae.
AUGUUCUGUCGUCUCAAGUUCUUGGCCGAAGGCUCACCAACAACAGUAGCAUCUGCGAACCAAUUCCUCGAGCGCAUAAAGCAUCUGAAGUUAGAGCCAGACGAAUCCAUGGUAUCCUUUGAUGUCGUUUCGCUCUUCACGUCCAUUCCACAGCAACUAGCGAUAUACGUUGUUGACCAACUACUGGCAGAGCGCUAUGAGGAGUGGGACAAUCCCCUGAAGUCUGAACAUCUGCUCGAGCUUCUGCGAUACUGCCUCAAGACCUAUUUCACCUUUGGUGGACAAAUGUACGAACAAAUAAAAGGCUCUCCUAUGGGCUCCCCUCUAUCAGACCUAAUCGCUGAAGUAGUUCUCCAACGGAUAGAACACUCGGUGUUCACCAAGUAUCCACUAAAGUUCUGGGCUCGCUAUGUCGAUGACACCUUCGUCGUUGUCAAAACAACUGACAUUGAGCACCUAAAGGAACUACUGAACUCGGUUGACCCGGAUAUCCAAUUUACUAUGGAAUCAGAAACGAACAACCAACUGCCAUUCCUUGACGUGCUUGUGCGCCGGUGUACAACUGGACAACUGCAAACCGCAGAAUUCCGGAAAUCAACCAACACGAGUCAGAUCCUACACUUCAACAGCAACCAUCCUCUAUCUCACAAACGUAGCUGUGUCCGCACUCUAUUCCAAAGAGUAGAAACAUACUGCAGUACGCCAGAAGAUAAAAGUGCCGAACGAAUGUAUCUUCAGAACCUAUUUGCAGCCCAUGGAUACCCAAGACAUUUUAUCGAGAGAAGCAGACGUCGGGCGCACAGACAACGGCCAAAUGAGCAGCAACCUGAAGUCUGGAGGGCCAUUCCCUACAUUAAAGGGGUCUCUGAGGCGGUCUCUUGA